AUGGCGCGUUGUCUGAAGUACGUCACCCUUCUACUAGUCAUAUUUAUCAUCCUGUUUAUGUACAACAUGCCUGUUGUCAAUCAUCGAUCAAAAUCAGUCAUCGAUGAUCUGUUAGGUGAAGAUCACCAACAAAACACAAAAAAGUUCUGCAGCAUUCCAUCAUUAAACCCGUGGGAUCCGUCGGUGAUGCCGUACUAUGAACGUCUGCCACCUCUACGCUGCAAGCGUUUCCAGCCAGAGCUCACGUACAUGACGAGCACCGGUUGGCUGUAUAUUAACGAAAGCGUAGUGAAAAAUGAACAGCUGUCGGCGGUGCUGUGCCGCUACCGAUGUUUUGACCGCAGUGAGGGUUUCGACGACAAUACUCUGAACUUCACUGACUGGACCGAUUUCUCGAACGCGACGUUUGUUCAAUGUGGCGAAUUCGUCGAAGUUACUUGUAGGAAAAACAACAGCUUUCCAAAUGCUCUGGCAUUCCUCGCUGGUAAGCGGGUCGAAACUUCACCCGGCGAAAAGUCAGAAGUGCCGGAGGAUGUUGGUGGUGAAUUUUUUGAUGACUGGCCCUUGAUCUGGAAAAGCUAUUCACGACGUGGCUACAUCACUCUUUUCGCGGAAGAUAUGCCGUCGUUGGGUCUAUUCUCGUAUGGUAUGAAGGGCUUUCGAUUCAGACCAACUGAUCAUUAUUUAAGACCGUUCUGGCUUAAGGUAUGGAAAAGUUUUCUGCAUCUACGCAGUACGCACCUGUGCAUCGGAAAUACACCUACACAUCGAUUUCAGUUGCAUUACUUAUUGGACUUUCUACAGAAAUACCAAGGCUCGCAAACGUUCGUUCUCAGCUGGUUAAGUGAGAUCACGCAUGACUGGCUAAACCAGGGUCAGGUGGCAGAUAAAGACCUCGCUGAUUUCUUUACGCGCAUUCAUCCUUAUCUGAACAAUUCCAUAACGUUUGUUUUCGCCGACCAUGGACAGCGUUUUAGCAGCAUCAGACAGACGGUGGCCGGCCGCCUUGAAGAAAAUAUGCCGUUAUUUACGAUCGCAUUGCCAGAUUGGGUUCAACGGAGGUAUUCGAAUCUGAAGUCAGUGCUCGAUCAGAACAGCCGUCUGUUGAUUACACAUUUUGAUCUCUACGCUACUUUGAGGCACAUUUAUCAGAGUGGCAGUUGGGAACAACUGGCAGAAGGUACAAGUCUUUCCGCACCGCCUACCAGAUCAAUCAGCAUUUUUCACCGCAUCAGUUCAACGAGGACUUGUGACGAAGCCGGAGUGCCCAUCUAUUACUGUAUAUGUCAAAGGGAAGUCGCCGUCGAUACGGACAACGCGCUGGUACAGCGAGCCGGUUUGGUUGUCGUGCAGCACCUUAACCACCUGUUAGAUGACCUGCGUAACUCGUGCGCCAUAAUCACUCUGAAGAAGAUUCGCAGGGCCUCACAACUAAAACCACCGGUGCUUAGUGUCCGCAGUAAAUGGUGGCUGAUGCUGUACAAAUCUAUCAUCAAUGAUCGCGUGUCCAGCGACCAGAAACACUUCAUCGUCCAGAUCGAGGUGGCCCCU
Soboliphyme baturini is the source of this 1551-nucleotide messenger RNA. NCBI's taxonomy places the organism in Eukaryota, Metazoa, Nematoda, Enoplea, Dioctophymatida, Soboliphymatidae. The record is from the annotation of a GenBank genome assembly.